Molecule: messenger RNA, 807 nt
Organism: Cynara cardunculus var. scolymus (artichoke)
Lineage: Eukaryota; Viridiplantae; Streptophyta; Magnoliopsida; Asterales; Asteraceae
Product: ethylene-responsive transcription factor CRF1-like
Exons: 1
Coding region: 1-807 (268 amino acids)
Biological process (GO): regulation of DNA-templated transcription
Molecular function (GO): DNA binding; DNA-binding transcription factor activity
Source: RefSeq, a predicted model, not a curated record
AUGGAGGUUCCGGUGAUGUCAGAGAAGUUUUCCGGCCAAGAAAACUCACCAUGUCCAAGACUUAUAAGGAUAUCAAUAACUGAUCCCUAUGCAACUGAUUCUUCAGGAGAUGAAGAUGACGAGCAUUAUGGACAGUGGCAUGUGAAGAAGUAUGUCAAUGAAAUUAACAUAAAAAAGUCAUCCAAAACUACAAUGAUGCCUGUCAAUGGGAAGAUGACGACGACCAGAAACAAGCCAUCUGCUCUAGAAAUGAAAUAUAAUGCUAUGAAGAAGAAGAGAACUCCGGCGGGUAACGUUAAGAAGUUCCGAGGAGUCCGGCAAAGACCUUGGGGUAGGUGGGCAGCGGAGAUUAUGGAUCCAGCUACAUGUGUCCGGUUAUGGUUGGGGACAUAUGAUACGGCGGAGGAGGCUGCCGAGGUGUAUGAUAAUGCGGCCAUUAAACUCCGUGGUCCUGAUGCUGUUACAAAUUUCAUCGUGCCGCCAGUUUUGGAAAACCCAUCGCUGGCGAAUGUUACAUCGAUGUCCGACCAUUAUUCCAACCUAAAGUCGCAGAAGCUUCCACUUGCGGAUGCACCACCUUUUGAGUACCAAUCAUUUGAUCCGAUACAAUUUGGUGAUGAAGUUCCAUAUUUUAACAUGCAUGAUGAUUUCGGGUCUAUAUACCCAAACCAAUUUGAUAAUUUUGGUACAAUACCAUUUGUUGAUGACUUCAAUCCUGAUACUGGACGUGGAUCUCCCUCAACUUUACAAAUAGAGAACUACUUUGAAGAUAUUUCAGAUAGUAGUUUCUAUUCAUGGUUUUCCUAA